Coniophora puteana RWD-64-598 SS2 is the source of this 306-nucleotide messenger RNA. RefSeq lists its product as uncharacterized. Bases 1 to 306 code for a protein of 101 amino acids. NCBI's taxonomy places the organism in Eukaryota, Fungi, Basidiomycota, Agaricomycetes, Boletales, Coniophoraceae. The record is from RefSeq and is a predicted model, not a curated record. The transcript has 2 exons. Gene Ontology annotation, biological process: outer mitochondrial membrane organization.
AUGACCUCGAUCUCGUCUAGAAGCUCAGCAACAGUGACGCCGAGCAAUACAAGAACGCAUUUGCACAGUGUUGAGAGAGGUCAACAAGACCAAUCAAGCACAAGGCGCAUACCUGUAACGCCUGCAGUCCUUCGCUCUAUCUUCGCCUCUUCUCGGACGCCUCACGAGGAGAGGUCGAUUUCUAGGAUAGCAUUCUUCAGGUUUGCAGGCUUUCUGCUGAGCUGUGUGUGCAUAAGUUUCGCUGCUGCUCGAGGUCGGGGGUUGAGGAAUAGCACAGCGUUGUUGGCCUCACACUUGCGUAUGUGA